UUUGAAUGUAGGUAGAAAAUCAAACCUAAAAUUAGAAGAACCAUUCUUUCGAGAGUGCAACUAUCAAGCCAUCGUUUUAAUAUAAAUUUAAACCGUACUGAAGAAAAACAAGCUACAAAGUGCAAUUUAUUAUGAAAACCAUCGACGCGCGGUGUCGACUAGAGUUGGAGGUUCAUAUUGGGUGAGGUGAUUUAUUGGCUCUUCCCAGAAGUGUUGGUCUAUAGGAAGCAUGAGGCAAAAAAUUGGUGCAAUAAAAAUAGUAGCAAAAAUUGUCGAACCACUGCUGGACGGAAUUGUGUGUGGAAUCGAGUUGUGGGCUUUUUGAAGCGGCAAACAUCAGUGCAAACACCGCCGGGGUGGAUAAAUUGUGUGUAAUGUAAUUUAUCUACUGAUCGAAGUUCGAAGUUUUGUUUUUCCUGCAAAUCCAACGGACAAGCUCGAUUUUGGAUCAACUCGGCCCGGGCAGUAACGUGGAUUAACAACGAUGGGAUUAUUUGGAUGGAUCAAAAAGGACCUGAGCGUGCAUCGACGCCGAGAAAGUGCCCCACCUCUCACCCAGAACAUAUCGGCGUCGGCGUCGUCUUCGGGCGUGGCCAGCUCGUUACGUGAUGAAUCGUACCUGGAGAAACUGAACAAGUUCAACGAGUUCCGCAACCAGCAACGGCUCGAGCGGAUCGCCGAAGGUGUUGCCCUGGAACCGACGACGUCGCCUGGCCGUCGAGGUAGGAUUCCCAGCGUGAUCGAGGAGGAAAGUGACGGCCUAACGGGAGGUACGCUCAGUGAUAUCAGCUCGGACGUCGAGGUCAGCUGCGAGGAACGGAAGGCUUUACUCAAAAAGUUUGAGGCUCCGAAGAGUCCGAGAUACACGCGACAUCGGUCGGACGGGGUAGCUCCGAGGAAGCCCAAGCGAUCUGUAGAGUUUUACAGAAACAUUAACCGAAUUCCGGAGAGCGGUGAACACAGCUUGAACAACGGCAAGAAUAGCAAUGUCUCCGAGAGGUUCUCGAUGCCGACGAUGUUGCCCUCGGGGAUAGCCAAGAGAAACAAAACACGGUUUUCGAAACCCAACAACUCCAUUUACGAGAACGAAGUGGAAGAGUUUGAAAAUCAGCACGUGAGAGAUACUCUGGGAGAUACGUACGCAGUGCAGAGUCCACCCAGUCGGUUCUACAAGAAAAACUCCAGUCCGUAUGUGAAACCUGCCGUCCCAUGCCGAGUCGCACCAGCGGUCGUCGAUACCACACCAAAGAAGCAGGUCAAUUUACUGCAGAAAUCAUCGCGCCCCAAGAGCUUCAAAGACAAGCCAGCUCCUCCACCACCGCUCCCAAUGACGGAGCCACCGAAACUGCAGAACCACAUGAACGAAAGUAGUUCCGAUGCACAGUUCGCAGGAUCUUACAAGGGGUUCGAGCUUAACGCGUCCUCAAUCUAUGACGAGCACGUGAUUUCUUCACGUGGAUACCGCGGCAACAUGACGACGACCAACGCAACCAGCUCAUCUGCAAAAGAACGUCGAAAGUCACCCUUCUACCAAACCAUCGUCAACAAACACGGCGAUCUGGUGGACUACGCGCUCCCGUUCAGUGACACCCAAUCCGAGCAAAACUCGUCCAAAAACGGCACCCUGAUCAACGACAUUCGCGCCUGCGAAGAAGUCAUCAACGAGAACUUCGACUUCCUGAACAGCAACGUCCACCCGACGUCCACGGUCCUCAUCGACGACUGCACCAGCAUGAUCAACGAACCGAUAAGCGUCCUCAAGCAACGCGCCCCCCACAUCGUAACCGAUCUCGAUCGCUCCCUCCAAAGCAAAAACGAACCCACGGACGAAGUCGACCUGGUAAUCCACGAACCCAACGACAUCCUGCUCGAACUGGACUCGCUGGAAAAGUGGAGCAAAAGCAUCCAGCUAUCCGACGACUUCCUGCAGAAACAAUUCGCCGAAAAGAGCAUGCUCGAACACUUUCAGCGCGCGUCCAGCGCCCUCCUCAUCUGCUGGCCCAAAGACGUCCACUACCGGGUCGGGUCGCUGCGCAGCCCCUUCCUGGCCCCGCUCGAGUACUCGUGCGGCCUGUUCCGCAACGCGCCCGUUACGCUGCGCAAGUACUCGCUGAACGUGGAGCGCAGCCUGUACUUUGCCGAGGAGGGCUGCAAGAAGGACUUUGAACUGCUGAACCAAAUCAAACACUACGCGAUCGCGUCCCUGAUGGCCGUUUGCUACGACCCCGGGCUGAACCAGGCCACGCUGGUGCUGGAGCCGUUCGACUUUACGCUCUUCGACUACAUUCACAAGAUGAACAAACGUCUGUCGCUGUUCCACGCGAUCACCGUCAUCCAGCAGAUUGCAUCGGCCGUCGCUUACCUGCAAGAGUGCGGCUACAUCCACUCCAACAUCUCCAGCGGCACGGUCCUGAUGCGCCGCUACCCGUACGCCGUCAAGCUGACCUCGUUCGAGCUGGCCACCGAGGUCGCGGACACGGUCCGCAAGGACAUCGAGAACCGCUACGGCAGCACGUCCUCCUCGCGCAACUCCAUGACCUCGUCCCAGAACGAGGAGCUCAAGAAGAUCACCACGUACUCGCGGCUGAUCAAGAACGACGAGCAGUUCAUGCGCGACAAGUACCGCAAGCGGUCGAAGGAGGUGUCCGAGUGCCGCCGAAGGUCGGCGCGAUUGACGCUGGGUGAUGGUAGCGCGUACGAUCUGCAAGCCAGUCGGUACCUGCCGUACUGCAAGGAAUAUCGGGAAAAGUUUUCGCUUUUCUACUAUGUGGCUCCGGAGUUGCUGGUUCCGAAGGCGAACUUUGUCUUUCCAACGGUGGCGACCGACGUGUACUCGCUGACGCUGCUGCUUUGGGAGAUUUUGAACGGGUACGUUCCGUUUGUGGUUUACAGCAGACAGGAGCUGGAGAAGCUGCACGUGUCGGCGGCGCUGUUACAGCUGCCGAUGUUUGAGAAGGAGCGGUGCGAUCACUUCCGGAAGGUGUUCGAGACUGGGCUAGCUGAUUUGAGCGGGCGGAAGUUGACGGUGGCUGAUAUUUUGGAUACGGUGGAUUGUUUGCUGUUGGAACAGGACUCGGAGAAGCAGACACGGUUGAAUGGGUUUUCGGAUGAUUAUGAGGAACGGAUGGACAAUUCGGAGGUUAGGAAGAAGAAUGAGCUGAACGAUGUUCGGAAGCAGAGCGCAAUGGAGAAGACGGACAAGAAGUACUUCCAAUCGAGUGAUGGUUACGUCAACGCGGAAAGCAUAGCGAGAGCGAAGCAGCGGCCGGUGAAACCGGCGCGCAAGAUCAACAAGCCGAAAGUGGAGAAGGAAGACACGAAGAAGUCCCCGUUGGGAUCGAGCUUUAACCUGUCCAACUCGGCGCUGUACCAGUCGAUCUUUGACUUUAACAACAAGUUCCUAUCGCCGCGAUCGUCCAAGCCAAUCUACGAGCGAACCAGCACGGUCAAGAAGCACAAGAAGCCGGCAAGGGCCGGUAAGAAGGCGAUCAAGGAGUUGUUUGAGCCAACUGCGCAGACUGACAGCAGAAACGGAAGCUUCCACAUUUUAAGCGACGACGUCGCCAAGCAUGCGGUGGGAAAAACUCAGGAGGUCAUUGGUCCACUGGAAGUGUACUGCAAAGAGAGUCCUGCCAAAAUGAACAUCAACAAUGAAAAGGCAAAGUUCUUCAAGGAAACGCUUCUGGACAAGGAUAGUAGCGCGUACGAUCGCACGAACGAGGCUCCCCAGAGUGUCACGUCCAAGUCGUGCGAUAGUUCGCCAGGUACCCGAAGAAAGUCCGUCUACCCGUCCAAGCUGUCCAACUCGAUGCGGUUCACGAUCGGGGACAUUACACUGCCGGACACGCCGAUCGCGAGGAAGAACAAAAUCCGAAAACACGCGUGGCUAUCCGACCAGAAGCUGGGCAUGUCCGAGGGUAACACUUCGACACCGGUGACGCCCCAGGGACGACGCUUGUGCUCGUUCUUCAACGAUUUGGACUCGCGCCGAGCGGGUCGAUCGCAGGGCGAAUUCUGCACUCCGCUGAAUUUGAACAUAUCUUCGUCGAUGCAGGAGAUCAAACCGAAGAAGAUCAACAUCAGCGUGAACAUCAUCAAAAGCUCGGACGUGGGCAGUCAGCUGAAGGCGUGCAGUGAGGACUUUAGCAAGACGAGUCCAGCCAUCGUGGACAUCGACCUUGAUGAUCCGGCGGUGGGGGAGUGCGGCACCCAAAAAGCGGAAUCUGCGGGCAACAUUUUCGAAGACACGCUUUGGAAAAAGGAGAAGGAACUGUGUGAACGAUCGCAGCACCGACGAUCGACCAACGAUCUUGACGAGGCGGACAAAUCGGCCUCGGUGAUAACGGCCCACUUGACGUCGGUUCGCGACACGGUCCGAAAGAUCGAAACCACCUUCGCGAACACCGGCUUUGACUACAGUCCUGGCCGUAAGUCGAUCGGGGAUAGCGCUAAGAAGGUUGAGGUAGAGAAGAAAAUCUCGGAGGAGUCGGUGGUGGUUGAGGAGAACUUGCUGAUCCCCACCAAGGUUCUUGAGCUGGAGAAGACGAUCGAGCAGUGCGCGCCGGUGGAAGUCGAACCAAAACCUUCGGUAAGCCAUCUGGACGUGGUUCUGACCAACAAUACGCAGAAAAAGAAGGAAGAACUGCUGCAACAUCAGCAGCACCCGGAGACGCCGCUGUUCAACCCAAAUUCCCAACUGUUCAUCCGUCGCAAAGCGACCAACGGCACGUCCAGCAGCGUCAUUCAGCGUACCGUGUACCGGGAAAGCAUCGUGUCCAGCACCGAUCUACCCGGGCUGGACAAACUCAACAGUCCGACGCAGGCGCAGCCGGGAAGUGCUCGCAAGACCAAGCUGACGACCCGCGUCACGGUCAACAUGCGGAAGAUCUCGCGACGUGCCUCGGAUAUCGGCACCAGCCCGGCCCCCUCACGACCAAGCUCGUUCAUCGUGGAGGACGAGUUCGCGCAACCACCGUCGGGUUGUGUGACGCCCACGAAUGGACCGACAGCGGCUCCCUUCCGCCACUCCUGUGGCAACGACCUGCUGAAGGCGAUCGCGGCGGUACGAAGUUCCAGCGUCAACGAGAGCCGGCCCACGUCCUCAGUCGCCGGCGAUCGCCGGAGUAUGUGCACCCCGGUGAAGAGUGGACCACGGGGCGACCGGUUCGUGUGCUGCAACUGUGGAAGCUCGAUGGUGCCAGCGGACAGUCUGAAUGUGCCCUCCGGGAGUCGCAUCGGCAUGUCGGCCGCAUUUAGUGAGUUAAAUUUUCCGCGCGAAAGUUUACCCUCAAUGUUCGACGAAAAUCUGGGCUUUAUCCACAUUCCGGGGACGCCAUCCUCGCGGCAGACGCUGAUGCCACCGAACGCCCGCUCAACCGAGGAUCUGUACAUUGACGACGACUUUGGCCCGGGGCAGCUGCAGCUGGGGGCCAACAUGGAACUGCUGGUCGAUGACGCGCACUAUUUGGACGAGUUCGAUUACGAUGUGUACACGGAGGAGACGAUCUACGACACGGAAGAGGACGACGUCAAGGUGGGCGAGCUGCAGGGUCCGGACGAGGAGCAGCUGUUUGUGAGCAAGUGCGCCGACCUGAAUCCGACCAGCAUGGACGGAGCGGUGUUUGCGACGAUGCGGCCAACCGUUGACGGUGACGAACGGAAGUGAAUCCAUUUUUUUAUCGCGAGUGAUUAUAUUUUAUAGAAGAAAUUUACAAGUGAUUUUGUGAGUGAAUGUAUAUAUUUAUACAGGAGAGUAUUUAACAAACUGAAUUUAACAAUUAACGGACAAACAGUAUUUAGAGACUAUCGAGGUCAAAGACACACUUAGGACGAUUCAGCUGAAAUAAAUCAUGGUGAUACAAAUGUUAACAACAUAAAUAAACACUUUCAAAAUUCCGCA
Molecule: messenger RNA, 5899 nt
Organism: Culex quinquefasciatus (southern house mosquito)
Lineage: Eukaryota; Metazoa; Arthropoda; Insecta; Diptera; Culicidae
Exons: 5
Coding region: 485-5665 (1726 amino acids)
Biological process (GO): intracellular signal transduction; positive regulation of apoptotic process; protein phosphorylation
Cellular component (GO): nucleus
Molecular function (GO): ATP binding; protein serine/threonine kinase activity
Source: RefSeq, a predicted model, not a curated record